UUGCUCGUCUUUCCGCAUGCAUUCGUUCGGCUUCACCAUUCCUCAUACACAUUUAAGGGAUCAUACAUACUCAAUAUUAUAUUCGUUACUGCAUAUUUUUGACCCUGUUUUCAAAUAAAUUUUCCUCUACAAGCCGUUCAAGGUAUGGCUUUAUCGAAAGAAAAUCAAGCAAUGAAUAGUUCAAGAAAGUGGACAUUGCAAGAUUUUGAAAUAGGGAAGCCGCUGGGCAAAGGAAAAUUCGGCAACGUUUAUUUGUCGAGGGAGAAAAAGUCAAAGUUUCUUAUUGCACUCAAGGUCCUGUUUAAAAAGGAACUGAAAAGGGCGAAUGUUGAACAUCAAUUGAGACGAGAAAUCGAAAUUCAGACGCACCUUCGCCACACUAACAUAAUUCGAAUGUUUGGGUACUUCCACGAUGAGACACGGGUUUAUCUUAUAUUAGAGUAUGCAAGUCAAGGAGAACUAUACCAAUAUCUCAAAAAUCAGCCAAAUAAGAGAUUUGAAGAACCAUUAGCUGCCAAGUUUAUUUAUCAAAUAGCUGAUGCAAUCGGGUAUUGUCAUCACCGAAAUGUACUUCAUCGGGAUAUAAAGCCGGAAAAUAUAUUACUAGGAGAUGAUGGGAUGCUAAAAAUUGGUGAUUUUGGGUGGUCUGUACAUGCUCCAUCGUCAAAACGUGAAACUGUUUGUGGGACGCUGGACUAUCUGCCCCCAGAAAUGGUGGAGGGUUCAGCUCAUGAUAAAACGGCAGAUAUUUGGAGUAUAGGGAUCCUUUUGUAUGAAUUUUUAGUAGGAAAGCCUCCAUUUGAGACCUUAUCUUAUAAUUCUACUUAUGAAAAAAUUAUCCGUUGUGAUUAUGGAUUCCCUACCCAUGUAACGGAAGGGGCCAGAGAUCUCAUCAAAAAGGUAUUGAAAAAACUGCCACAAGAGAGAUUACCCAUCCGUCAAAUAUUAGUGCAUCCAUGGAUUGCAUCUCAUGUUGACAUUAGUAAACAACAUCGUGUAAACGGAACUGGAGAUAACAGACUGAAACAACAGCAGCACACAAUACAACAAAGUACUUUGCCAACAACUAAUAAGCCCACAACAACGUCAUCGAAAGAUCACAAAUUUCUUGUGCCAGCUCCUCCUAGCUCUUCGAAAAGCUCUUCUAAAAUACCCAAUGUUAAACGAUCCUAUCAUAAUUGAUGAUUCCUAAUUCCCUGUUGGACAAUUUUUCGCUAAUCAAACAAGCACGUUUUAUGUCUUGUGGGUUUUAAACAGCAGAUUAGGAUUUGGAAUUGCAGCGCAGCGCAGAAUAAUAAUGAUAAAUUUACAAGCCUAUCAGAUUUCAUUCGUUAGAUGGUGACUGAAAUGAUAGUAUUAAAUAUUUUAUCCAUCGUCGUCUUAUAUAAUCCGCAUUUUAUCGUUUUUUAAUUUUUUUUAAAUAAUCACCAGGAGCCUGAUUUUAACUAUUUCGUAUCAUACUGCACCUCUUUAUAAUACUAAUAAUUGUGAAGUGUAAUACUAUUUUAAUUCAUAUCAUAGGUUAAUGAAGUAUCAUUUUAAUCUCAGUGAAACCGUAAACAACGUCUUGUAAUGGGGUGAUUUCCUGCAUGCCUGUGUCAUAUAUUAUGUACAACUACAACGUAUUACAUUAAUAAAUCACGAUUUGACAACA
Molecule: messenger RNA, 1654 nt
Organism: Folsomia candida
Lineage: Eukaryota; Metazoa; Arthropoda; Collembola; Entomobryomorpha; Isotomidae
Product: aurora kinase C
Exons: 5
Coding region: 145-1182 (345 amino acids)
Biological process (GO): protein phosphorylation; regulation of cytokinesis; mitotic spindle organization
Cellular component (GO): spindle midzone; spindle pole centrosome; spindle microtubule
Molecular function (GO): protein kinase activity; ATP binding
Source: RefSeq, a predicted model, not a curated record